Messenger RNA from Colletotrichum spaethianum, 897 nucleotides. Its product is annotated as macrophage migration inhibitory factor. NCBI's taxonomy places the organism in Eukaryota, Fungi, Ascomycota, Sordariomycetes, Glomerellales, Glomerellaceae. The transcript is spliced from 3 exons. The coding region runs from base 1 to 897 and encodes 298 amino acids. The record is from RefSeq and is a predicted model, not a curated record. Gene Ontology annotation, molecular function: phenylpyruvate tautomerase activity.
AUGAGCCGUCGUCCUUCGACUGCUCCCACCCCAAUCGUCGAGGGGGAUGGUGGCCUGAUGAGAGACGUGAACCACUCUCUCCCGGGCGACCCUCGCAACAACAGAAAGUCCAAGUCGCAGGCCGAAAUGGCGAAGCGCAGGAGCUCAUACUAUGAAGAGGCUUUCCAGGGCGACAGAGAGUCUAACCUUGUCAAGGACCGCGUCUUCAGCGAGGCCAUAGUGAUGGCUGAGUUGCGCACCAAUGUGAUCAUCAAUGAUGAGUUUAGCUUCAUCACGGAUUUUUCUUACCAGCUGUCGAUCCGAUACCAGCGGCCGGUAACUUCGAUCGUAGUCAACUUGCAGCAUGGGGCCUGCAUGCUAUUCGGAGGUACCUUCGAGCCGGCUUAUACGAUGUCGAUCCACGCGCUCUCCCUUGAGGUCGGUGUAACCAAGAACAAGAGAAACUCGGCUUUGCUGCAGAAGCAUCUUCAGGAAGCUCUUGGCGUUCCGCCCGCUCGCGGAUUCGUCAAGUUUGUCGAAGUCCCUGCUGAAAACAUGGCUGUUAACAGCAAGACCACUGCCUCUCAGAUUGCAGAGGUGGGUGGUGACGAGGAGGAGACUCUUGCUGAACGUCGCGCUCGCAACCGCAAGAGUAUGGGUGCCAAGGAACUCACUCCUCCGCACAGCGCCACAGACGCGCCUCCUAUUCCUCCUAUCCCCGAAGCUCACGCCGUCGACAGCACUGGUUCCGCCCCUAAUGAGAAGGACACACCUAUCAAGGAAGUUGAGAAGGCACCCACUAAUCCCACGUCCCCUCCCAAGAAGACCAAGGCGGCGAAGCGCAAGAGCAGCUUUGUCACGUCGCUGUUUUCUCGUUCUCACAGGAAUACCCCUACGCUGCCUGCCGUAUCAUCGUGA